Molecule: messenger RNA, 5511 nt
Organism: Prinia subflava (tawny-flanked prinia)
Lineage: Eukaryota; Metazoa; Chordata; Aves; Passeriformes; Cisticolidae
Exons: 2
Coding region: 2844-3935 (363 amino acids)
Biological process (GO): viral process
Source: RefSeq, a predicted model, not a curated record
CCCGGACCCGUCGCAGCCUACGGGAGGAGCGGGAAUGGAGCCGGGUCAGCUGCGUACCCUCUCCCCGUGAAUAACAACCUCCAGCCUCGUUCCCAUUCGCCUAGCUCAUUUUUAAUUACAACCUGCGGGCCCUCCUCUAGACCUCAGGUGGCCCAGUGCUUUUGAACAGGGCUGUUUGUUUCAUCUCCCCUGGGGAACUGGUUCAGUGCUAGCAAGGCUGUUGCCAGCAGCCAUGCCUGGUCACCUGGGGGAAUGGCAUUGGCAAAACCCUCUGACUUUGCCAGCACUUCUAUUCUGGUUUUGAGGGUUUGGUUGGCUCACUCCACUAUGGCCUGACCUUUAGAAUUGUAUGGAAUGCCCUGCACUAGAGUGAUGCCCCACUUUGAGUCGAAUUCUUGCACCGCUUUGGAGGUGAAAUUUGAGCCAUUCUCAGUUUUAAUUUGCUUGGGGAUACCAAGCCAUGCCAUAGCUGUCAGCCAGUGCUGAAUUGUGGCCUUAGAGUUAGUUUUGGGAUGCUGUGUGGCCACAAUCACUCUACUGUAAGUGUCCACUGUCACUGCCAGCCAUGCUCGGGGCUUCAGCAGUUGACAUAAAGUGAAGUCCGACUGCCAGAUUUCUGAGGCUUUGAGACUUCUUGGGUUGACCCCACUGGUCCACAGGGGUGACUUCUGGCAAUGAGGGCAGAUGGCCACUACAUGUUUCGCGUCCGCUGUAGAGAUCCUGCAUCUUUUUGCCAGCGCUUUGGCUCUGAUGUGGAGCGACUCAUGCAGUUCACAAGCUUCCUGCAAUGUCCACACUCCCUUCGCCGCGGCGUCCACUUUGUCGUUGCCAGUCUGGAAGAAGCCCUUGACUGGGUUGUGGCUGUUGACAUGAAUGACAGACACGGUGCCCUGUUGCGAGGAGGGCGCUUCUUCAAGCAUUGAGGCCGCUGCAGAUGUUGACACACCUGGUCCUGACAUGGCCAGGCAGAGCCUUGCCACAUAUAUAGAGUCCGUUAUGAUGCUGAGGUGUUCCUCUUGGAAGAGUCCGCACGCAAAGACCACAGCUGCUGCUUCCAGUUGUUGCACUGACAGUGUGGGGUCGCAUGCUUUGACACAACACCAUUGUUCUCCUGCCUGCCACACCGCUGCUGCCGUGGAAGUCGUGGAGGAGGCAUCUGUGAAGACCGUUGGUCCUGGCAGCGGUCGGUCCAUGACCUUUGGUGGCAUAUGUUGCCGUGAAUUUUCCUGGUUUGCUGAGCGUUCAUAUUAAAGGAGAAAUGUGCAGUUUCUCGUGCUGGUGAAUUGUAAACACAGGACCAUGUUUUGUAAAUAUUGGCAAUGUUAUGAAUUCCUUCUCCAAGAGAAGGGGAGGUUGAAUGACAGUCCCCUUAACCAAUGUGGUGGGGAGGUGGGAAUUCCUUCCUCCAAUCCACAGGCCUCAUAGGAAAAGUAUAAAAGUAGGUUUUUGUAAAUAAACGGGGUCUUCUGCCCUGCUGCUUUGUUGCACCCAGAUCUGUGUCCCCAGUCUGUUUUCUGGCUAGGCCUCCACGGUGAUAACUGGUGCCCACGUGGUCAAGUUGCAAGCUAGUGAGGCAAGAAAAAAGAAGAAAAAAAAAAAAGAAAGAAAAAAAUCUGCCUUCUACAGCUGCAAAAAGAAGAAACCCACAAUGUUCUCAGAGGAACGACUGAUGAUGGAACUGCUCCAGUCCUUUUUGUUGUCCCGUGACGCUGACCUGACCAGGAAACACGUGAGAGAGCUGUAUAGCUGGGGAAAGAAACUUGGAAUUUUUUAUAGUGCUGAAAAAGCACUCUCAAUCGACCCAUGGAAAACCCUGGGGAAAAGCCUUUUCUCAUCCGUUCUGAACGGAAAUAUGAGAGCUAGCGCUCUUUUAGGGGCAUGGGCGAAAGUUUUUUUGCUUUUAAAAGAGGCUGGGGAGGACUUUGAAGUUGAUUCUGGGUUUUCGACACAGAGCAGAGCUUCCCCUGCGAGCUCCAUCGCUUCUGAUGAGGAUUGCUCUGAUGCAGUGUUAGAGCCGAUGCAGGAGAUCCCAGCCCCCAUGUCAGGGGUUGGGCGCGCCCAGCGGGGUUUUUGGAAGGUCUCCGGGGCUUUUCUGCGUUUUUUUCCCCCCGUGGCGGGGCGCAGGAGGUACCGGGGAGCCGCGGGGGCGGAGCGCGCCGUGUCGGCGCCCGCCGGGCUGAGCAGUCACCGGGCGCGGCCGCCGCCGCCGCUUCGCCGGCGCUGCGCCCCGCCCCUCGCGAUCCCGGCCGCGCGCCGGGUCCCCGCCGCCGCUCGCGGGGGCUGCUGGUUCCCCCCCGCUGCUCGCGGGGGCUGCUGACCCCUCCCCGCUGCCGCCUGCCGCCACGCCCCCGGCGAUGCCCGCGCCGCUGCCCGCCGGCGCCGCGGUCUCUGCCGGGCAGCCCCCCCCCCCGCGCGACCUGCGGAGGGCGGGCCACCGGCUCGACCAAGUCCCGCCCGCCCGGUCCCCGCCCCCCGCCGGCUGCUACGCCCGGGUCCUGUCUUGCUGCGCCCUGCGCAGGGCAGCCCCCCCUGCGCAGGGCAGCCCCCCCGCGCUGCUGCCUGGCGCGGCAGCGCACCCCCUCCUUUCAGAGUAGGAGGGGCCGAGUGCUGUUGCCGCAGAGCUGCCGCCGGCUCGUGUGGCCCCGCGCACCGACCCAUCAGCUGGCCGGGCGGGAGCUGAAAGCUGUGGCCGAUCGGCCACGCCCCCCUGCCCAUCAUGCCCCCCCUCAGAGAGGAGCCUGAGCGUGUCACUGUCCCCCGCCCACCCCCCCUACGGGGCCGGGUCGGCUGUGGGGGAUGAUAACGAGGCAAAAGCGUUUUCUGAUGUGCACGCUUUUCCUGUCAUGAAAUCGGAUGAGGUUUUUAGUCCUGCAUCCCAGCCAAAUCAGGCUGCUGAGCUAAUGGAUCUGCUGCCUCCAGAUGCAGCUUUGCCCAAGCCAGUUCAGGGACCUCUGGGUUUGGUUCCACAGCAUCAUAGCCAUGAUGACCCAUCAUGGGCAGUCCCGUUUCCCUUAUUAAGGGACGUGGCAAAAGAUAAUACGAGCUUCACUGAGGCAAUUCAGUGGAUAAGUGCAGAAUUUGAGAAUCUCAUAUUUCCUUAUGAAAUAACAGGCUUUGCAUCAGCGUUGUUCGAACCUGAUCAGAUUUUUACCUUUCAGGAUGUUUGGGAACUGCUAGCUGGAGAAAAGGCUGUCAAAAAUAGCCACCUGCCUAGAGACGAUCCCUUGUUUGGGGUCGGAGCUGAACUACUUACUGGGAGGAGCGAAUAUGCUUGUCCUGAGGUACAAACUGGUUUUCAUCCCACUGUUCUGUAUCUGUGCAGAUACACAGGGAUAUCUGCAUUGAUAAAAACCAAGUUAUCCUUUCCCCCAAAGCAGGACUUCUCAGAUAUAAAACAGGAGCCAGGUGAAACUUUUUGUAAGUUCAUAUCGCGUCUGAUGCAAUUUUUAGAGAUGAGAGUCAAAGAUAGUACCUUAAGAAUGAUACUGCUGGAGCAAUUGGCAAGAAGCCAUGCUAAUUCUGCUUGCCAGAGGCUCCUGGAAACCAUUCCAGAGACUUCUAAUGUCCUGGAGAUGGUCCAGACCUGUGCAGUUCUGAACACCUGUGAGUCUAUGGUGAUUACCCCAACGGCUGCUUCACAGCCGGCUGAUAUGGGGCAGAAUAAUGGACAUGAGACACAGGCAAAUAUUCAGGCUAGUGGAGAACAGGAAAAGGAGGCACAGAAAGUGACUCCCUUGUUUCUCUGCACACAAUGUGGGGAUCCAGACCAUACUGUAGAAACUUGCAAAGCAGUGGGUCAUGCCGAGCCCUUGCCAAGCCUGAAAAGUCGGAGGCGAAGAAGAAGCCGAAGACAUCAGGGGGACGAAACAGUUUCCCAAGCUCUAGAACAAGAGCAAAAUUCUCUGGCUGGUUUACAGCCAUCAUCUCAAGUGUAGGAAGUGUUGAUGUUGCCACACAGCUAUGGUCAGUUUUCUCUGGACCUUCCAGUGGGUUUCUACGUCCACAUCCUAUAUAUCAUGCAGUCUUUGAGAAAAAGUCAAUUGGUCAAUUAGCGUUUUCUAAGUUCUCUGUCCUCAGGUUCUUGGAUCUUUGCCAAGAAGGCGGCCACUGAAAGUCUGCUGAGCUGCCUCAGGUGCAUUGGACUCAUCCUGUUUGAUCCUGAAACCUUGUGCACCCUGUGCCACCCUAGUGCCACCCAUCACAGAAGCCUCUUCAAGAUCUGAUUGACAUGGACACGGACUGGCAUCUUCUCUUUUCCUAUAUGGCCUCCAUAGAGACUUUGGAUCCUGUGGAGCUGCUGGACAAGGACUGACUGAAGCAGUGUGAUGCUGAGAGCCAGUGGACUGUUAAUCAUGGACUCAGAGGAAUUGUUUGCUACGGUUCAGUUUUAUGUACGGUAGCCAUUGUGACCUCUGUGGGGAAAGUGCACGUUGUUGGAGGUUGUGGUUUUGGGACAGAACUUUUGGGGUUCAGAAUUUUCAAUUGAGUGGUUAAAUUUUUCUUGGAAUGCUCCUGCCUUUUGCACAGUAUAUUCCCUUGUAUCUUAUAAAAAUUUAAAAAUAUGAGGGUGUUGGUUAAAUUAUGUUAGACUAUGCUCGAGAUAUUUUGAGCAGGUUAUUGCAAGGGGUUCAGGGUGAAACCCUGGGUAGCAAAGGCAGAAUCAGACCAACAUGUAGCCCUCACACCGUCACCUAAAUGAAGGUCGGUGAACUUUAUACAGGUUUUUUUUUCUUUCUUUUUUCCUGUCAUAGAAUUGUUCAUUUUUCUUUUUUUGUUUUCUUUUUUGUAUACUUAAAAGGGUGAGAUGUUGCCAUGAAUUUUCCUGGUUUGCUGAGCGUUCAUAUUAAAGGAGAAAUGUGCAGUUUCUCGUGCUGGUGAAUUGUAAACACAGGACCAUGUUUUGUAAAUAUUGGCAAUGUUAUGAAUUCCUUCUCCAAGAGAAGGGGAGGUUGAAUGACAGUCCCCUUAACCAAUGUGGUGGGGAGGUGGGAAUUCCUUCCUCCAAUCCACAGGCCUCAUAGGAAAAGUAUAAAAGUAGGUUUUUGUAAAUAAACGGGGUCUUCUGCCCUGCUGCUUUGUUGCACCCAGAUCUGUGUCCCCAGUCUGUUUUCUGGCUAGGCCUCCACGGUGAUAGGCAUGUCUAUGUUGACAGUGGUCAGUAGCUGAGUCCAAGGUGGUCUGGAGGCGUAACAGAUUUCUCCUCCGAAGCCAGUGAGGGCAAGGGCCAGGUGCUUCGACAUUGAAGUUGACUCCGUGGUCAGCUGCUUGCGGAAGGGAAGGUGGAUUCUUGUUGGCUCAGUUCCCAGGUGUUUCAAGGCGAGUUUCCUGCCUUUCAUGAUGAGGUUGGCGACGCAUUCGACUCCUGGGGAAAAUGCACAAGCUGGUCUUCCAAGGACCACCCAUUGGAUCGGCUGGGACUUCUCAGAAGGUCCUUGGGCCAGUGCUCCCACUCCUCCCUUCUGUGUAAAGGGGACGUACAGAUCAAGGGGCACGCCUGGGUUCCACCUGGUG